AUGGCCCCGCGUUCCCCGCCCGAGGUAUCCAACAGCAAAAUCGUGAAGGAGCUCCGCACCGCAGUGCGAAAUAUCUACGCCAGCGACGAGAGAAGCAAACUGACAGUGAACUAUGCGCGUCAAGUGGUCGAGGCCAAGCUCGGCCUUGGUGACGGGUUUCUGAAGGAAGGCGACUGGAAGGCCAAGAGCAAGCAAGUUAUCUUUGACGCUCUGCAAGAGGCCGAAGAGUCCGAAGCCGAGCGUGCUAAGAACACCCCACCCAGUCCAAAGGGGAAGGGAUCUGGACCGAGCGCUAGGAACAAACCGCGCCCAACGAAGAAGGCCCGCGCUUCAUCAGAAGGCGUGUCCGGGAAUGAUGAGGCCAGUGAUGUGGAGGGUGCGCCAGCGCGCCAAAUCGAGAAACGGAAGAUGAAGCCUGCCGGCAAAAGGAAGUCAAAGCAGCCAAGCGAGGACUCGAGUGACUUGUCCGAGCCGCCUGACGAUAUCUCGGAGAGCAAAGCUCCGGCGAAAACGGAAGAAGCUUCUCCUGGUUCGGUAGAGGAUGGUGAGAGCGAAAGCGAUCGAGAUGACAUAUCCUCUGCAGAGACCGACGCGUCCUCUCCACGCACUAAGAAACCCAAGGCGAAGACGACAACGAAACCCAAACCCCCGCCAACGGAGCCGGCAACCAAAUCCAGCGACGCGGCGGCCGCCGAUUCCUCAAGCGAGCUCUCCUCCGUAAUCGACGAGCCAGCACCGACAAAACGCAAGCGUAAAGGCAAAGACACCGCCCAAUCCAAGCGCUCCCGCACGACCAAAUCCUCCUCCUCCGCUCCCUCCGCCGGCACCGCUGGCCUCUCGCCCGACGAAGCGCAGAUCAAGACGCUGCAGACCCAGCUCGGCAAGUGCGGCGUGCGCAAGGUGUGGGCCUUCGAGUUCAAGAAGCGCGGCGCCGACACCGCCAAGGCCAAGAUCAAGCUCCUCAAAGAGAUGCUCGUUGACGUCGGCAUGAAGGGCCGCUUCUCGGAGGCGAGGGCCAGGGAGAUCAAGGAGCAGCGCGAGCUGCAGGCCGAUCUGGAGGAUGUCAUGCGGAGAGAGGAGAGGUGGGGUGUCGGCGGCGGUGGCAGGGGGGCGAGGAGACGUGCUGCUGCGGUGGCGGCGGCGAAGGGGAAGGGCUUCAGAGAGUCUGGGAGUGAGAGCGAGGAGGCGGACGAGUCUGGGAAAGCAGAGAGUCGGGGGAAGGCGGGGAAUGCUGGUGGUCGCGGGAGUGAGCCUGACAGUGACGAGGAGGGCGGGAAACCUGCUGUGCGCGGGAAGGGUUCUGUGAGGCGCAGGGCGGAUUUGGCUUUCCUCGGGGACGAGAGCGAGUCGGAGUGA
Molecule: messenger RNA, 1356 nt
Organism: Thermothielavioides terrestris NRRL 8126
Lineage: Eukaryota; Fungi; Ascomycota; Sordariomycetes; Sordariales; Chaetomiaceae
Exons: 2
Coding region: 1-1356 (451 amino acids)
Cellular component (GO): nucleus
Source: RefSeq, a predicted model, not a curated record